Molecule: messenger RNA, 831 nt
Organism: Teleopsis dalmanni
Lineage: Eukaryota; Metazoa; Arthropoda; Insecta; Diptera; Diopsidae
Exons: 2
Coding region: 14-577 (187 amino acids)
Source: RefSeq, a predicted model, not a curated record
UUUUUCGUACGCCAUGCCGUAUUGCAAUGGAUUUUUAUCGAAAGUUCGAAACAAAAUUACUUAUUAUAUGGAACGUUUAGCAAACCGUCAUCGGCACAAUCAUUCAAUGAUUGCCCAUUACAGAAGAAGGAGCUACUUGCUAUAUAAUUGGAAUAAUAUUGCAGAUUCAUUCCAUAACGAUGUAUUCAAACGCUUUUCGACAAUAUUGGAAAGGAGAGGAAACAUUAAAAAGUUAGUAUUUAUUACCAUUUGGAACAAAACAUCGUUGAAUUCAGUAAGAAGCCGAGUUGCGAAGUCUUAUAGAACUAUUGACCUUGCCAAUGGCAUUUCACGGCUACAAAGCAAUAGUGAAUUAAUAGUUUAUUUUAUGCCUCAAUAUUUUUCUAAUAGCAGUGAAAUUUGGGUUGAAGAAAUUUCGAUGCACUCAACGCCAACAAUUCAGUUAAAUGAAAUAAUUGCCGGGCUUGCUAAUUUACAACAGAUCAUCAACAUGACUAAAAAACACGGCUUUGUGGAGGAUGCCACAGAAGUAGAUAGUCGAUACUAUAAAAUAACCUUUAGGAGGCGAGACUUUUAAGGGUGUAUUUGAAAGCAAUCAACAAAAGUUACAUAUUGACAUCUACCAAAUUUAUUAAGUCAGUCAUUCUUGGAUUCUUAAAAGUUUCAUUCGAUUACAUUAAAAUCAAAAAGAGUAAGAAAUAAAAAUUACUCUUUUUAACAUGGAUGUUACUACUUUCAGACCCAAUGAAAUAGACGUACUAAUUUUUCUGCACAUACACGUAUUCAUUAUGGCUUUCCUGAGCCCAACUGUUGAAAAAAUAUAACUAAUUA